This is a messenger RNA of Trichoderma breve, 855 nucleotides long. RefSeq names its product short chain dehydrogenase domain-containing protein. The coding region runs from base 1 to 855 and encodes 284 amino acids. The record is from RefSeq and is a predicted model, not a curated record. The transcript has a single exon. Gene Ontology annotation, cellular component: membrane. Lineage: Eukaryota; Fungi; Ascomycota; Sordariomycetes; Hypocreales; Hypocreaceae.
AUGGCCUCAUUUGCUACCACUCACGUUAAGCCUUACGAGGCCCUCACCAAGGCCGUGGCAACUAAUCCACUGACUGGCAAAUCUGCCCUCAUCACAGGCGCCGGUCGGGGGGUAGGAGAACACAUCACACGCGAGCUUGCGGCAGCAGGUGUAUCUCGAAUUGCGCUCGUCGGUCGUGACCUUGAGCGCCUAAACCAGACCAAGAAGAACUUUCAAGAGACUUUUCCUGGAACCGUUUUCGAGGCGUUUUCGGCCGACAUCACAGAUGAAGCAAAGAUUGCCUCCGUCUUCAAGGAGUUUGGGGCUCCUGAUAUUGUGAUAAAUAACGCCGGCCACUUUCCUGAUGAGGGGCCCUUUAUCAAGGAGGAUUUGAAGAGCUGGUGGAAAGGCUUUGAGAUCAACAUUCUAGGAACGGCAAUCGUCACACAACAAUUCCUUCGAGCCAAGCCCGAGGGCAAGAGUGCCACCGUUAUCAGCCUUUCCACCAUCGGUAUUCAUAUGCGAUUUCCACUCCCUGGGUGGUCAGGAUACGCCACCAGUAAAAUGGGCCAAGCACGAGUCUUUGAGCUGCUCCGUUUCGAGCAUCCCGAAGUUCGGUUCAUCAACGUCCACCCCGGCAGCGUCGAGACCGAUGGCUAUGCUAAGACAGGCCUCCCGGCACCUCCUAACGGUAUGACGGAUGGAAAGCUUACAGGUCAAUUUUUUGCUUGGCUUGCUUCUGAUGAAGCAGAGUUUCUGAGCGGGAGAUUUGUUUGGGCAGACUGGGAUGUGGAUGAGCUCAAGGCCAAGAAGGAGCAGAUUAUCAACGAUGACUUGUUGCUCACGACAAUCGAUGGAUUAGUCAAGGGUUUCUAA